Messenger RNA from Neolamprologus brichardi, 997 nucleotides. NCBI's taxonomy places the organism in Eukaryota, Metazoa, Chordata, Actinopteri, Cichliformes, Cichlidae. The record is from RefSeq and is a predicted model, not a curated record.
CAGCGAUUAUUUGAUUUUGUUGACAUGUUUUGUUUGUCUUAGCUCCGUGGUUUCCAGGGAGACCACGAGCUGGUUUACUCCUAGUGUCGUUUCCAAGCCUCGAUAAAUAUGGAGGGCUGCAUCAGGCAGGGCACCCUGCCAAAGCAAACACGUCUGCCAUCAGAAAUGACAUUUCCAUCCCUGGAUUAAAGAGUGCCGUUGAUGCUGUUGGCCAGCAGGGUGCCAGUGGUUAUUCUCGAGAAGCCCAUUCGGAUCCCAAGGUCUCUGUCGGUGAAAGCUGCCGGCGUGCUCAAGGGCUUUCUAAACAAGGAUCCCAAGGAGCGGCUGGGUUGUCAGGUCCAGACAGGCUUCACAGACAUCAAGUCCCACACGUUUUUCCGCAGUAUAGACUGGGAACAGCUGGAGAAGAAAGAAGUGACGCCGCCCUUCAAACCUCAAAUCUCUGAUGAGUACGGCCUAGAAAACUUUGACACGCAGUUUACUAAUGAACCAGUGCAGCUAACACCAGACGAUGAGUAAGUACUGCUUUUCAGCUCAAACACAGCCUUCAUUAAAGUCAAGCUUAUGUGAAUAAAGUUUCAUGUGUGGAACUGCACAUCUGUCUUAAUGUAAGCAUGACUGUUGUUUUGUCAUGAUAACUCUUUACUGUGAUCAGUUACUGCCAUCAUCAAGCACUCAGAAGAACUGUAUGGAGGGUUCUCACAGAUAACUCCAUAUUUUUGUUCUUGGACUCCCUUAGAGUAGCUUUGCAUGAUUCCCAGUUCAGAAUAAGUCUUUGUUUUUCUUAUACGGAGCAUUCAGCACUGUGUGCAGCAGUGAAAACAUAAUAAUAUCACAGUUUAAACACAAGUUGUCCUGUCUCUUUGUGGAUCAUACCAUAUGAUAGAGGGAGUAACAUAUGGUUCAAGGUGGGGGUGGGAUAACAUCGGGGUCGGCUCUGAGCUCCUCUAGUUUGCAGCAGUGAUAGACAGCUAGUGAGGUCACAACUAUCCAUAGA